Molecule: messenger RNA, 3767 nt
Organism: Pectinophora gossypiella (pink bollworm)
Lineage: Eukaryota; Metazoa; Arthropoda; Insecta; Lepidoptera; Gelechiidae
Product: myb-like protein O
Exons: 2
Coding region: 1425-2645 (406 amino acids)
Source: RefSeq, a predicted model, not a curated record
UGUUCAUAGUGUCGACAUAUACACGGUCAGUCGUUUUAGAGCGCCCGAUUCAAACUUUUCAUCUUAACUGUUCUGUUAAAAAAAUAAUCUUUUCCAUGAACUGUUGGGCUAAGUAGACAUUUUUCUCAAAACUUAUUUCCUAGAUUUUUCAUGGUUCUAACAAAUUGUUGACAUGCUUACAAAUUAAAUUCAACCUACAACUUGUUUGAUUUUCGUUUUUUAUAGAUAGAGUAAAUUCCCUAAAUAUGGACUAGGCACAUAAUAUGGACUACUGUAAUAAUUCGAAAGAUGGCGCUAUAAUCGCGGCAACAUAGCUAGUAUUCGAUGCUCCUGCCCCGCGCCACCCCGCCAUUCGAAAACAGCGAAGCUACCAGUGCGCGUGUGUCAGUGGCAGCCAUUUUGUGAUUUUAGCAUCAUUCGAUGUAAUUUUUCGAAAUGGCAUCGACAGAAAAAAAAGGCAAAAGGAAAAAUUGGGAUAAAGAUGCGAUGACUAUGGCAUUGUUAGCAAUUCACGAGAAAAGAAUGGGGUAUUUAAAGGCAUCAAAAAUCUUCGGUGUGCCAAAAACGACGCUUAUACGAUUAUCAAAAAAUGAAUCUAAGCCUUUACAUGAAGUAACAAAUAUGAAACUUGGGAGAAAAGCGACACUUCCUGACGAAUUAGAGUCUGAUCUAGCAGAUUAUGUAUUGCAGAUGGAGGAAUCUGGGUUUGGUUUAACUCGGCGUGAUAUUAAAUCACUAGCCUACCAAUUAGCCGAAAAGAAUAACCUGGCGCAUAAUUUUUCUAAGGAAAAGCAGUCAGCAGGUAAAACAUGGCUACGUUUGUUUUUGAAACGCCACCAAAACCUGUCCUUCCGACAACCCACAGGCACAUCUAUUGCGAGACUAAAGGGAUUUAGUAAAGAAAACGUUUACAAAUUUUAUGAUUUAUUGGAAGAAGGCAUGGAUAAGCACCAUUAUUCUGCAAACAACAUUUACAACGUAGAUGAAACGGGCAUAUCAGUCGUACCCGCGAAAAUGCCGGAAAUAUUAGCCAAGAAAGGCAAAAGACAAAUAGCGGCUACAACAUCAGCUGAAAGGGGUUCAACAGUUACUUGUGUCAUGUGUAUGAGUGCAAGUGGUUCAUUUGUCCCUCCAAUGAUGAUCUUUCCUCGGAAAAGAGACAAUCCCCUUUUAAUGAAAGGAGCGCCACCUGGAGCAAUCCACGCAUGCCAUCCUUCAGGUUGGAUUCAGACAGAUCUUUUUACGAAAUGGUUUAAGCACUUUUUAAAUUACGCAAAGCCUUCUGUUGAUUCUCCUGUCCUUCUGAUAUUAGAUGGUCAUGCUAGUCACACACGUAAUAUUGAACUCAUUGAUUUGGCACGUGCCAACCAUGUUCAGCUUUUAUCGUUACCCCGUUACCGUUAUCGUUACACACGAGUCAUAAAAUGCAACCACUAGAUCGCACAUUCAUGGGUCCUCUAAAAAAAUAUUUUAUCGAAGAAACUCGCCAGUGGGUUCGUAACAACGCAAAAGCUGCUACUCACUUUGAAAUAGCUGAGUUAUUUGGCCGUGCCUAUAUAAAGUCACAACGUGCUGAGCUUGCUAUUAAUGGUUUUCGUGUAACCGGAAUUUGCCCAGUGGAUAGAACGGUUUUCCAAGAUCAUGAUUAUAUUGACCAUACGUUAAUUGCUAAUUCUGACAUGCAACAACAAACACAGGACACUGUUCAGUCGUCAUCAGUGCUACAUAAUAAUGAUGAAGAUGAAGAUCACGAUUCAGAUCGCACUUAUGUAGAUGAAUCUGACUCCUUAGUGGAUUUAUCUAAUUUCAGAAUGGAUAAUACUAUUGAUGAAGGUCGAGAAUCAUUAAUAAAUGAAUCAGUACCAAUUGUAGUUAACCAAGUACAGACUUUAAAGAGUUUAGCACUAGAAGCAGUUUUGCAGUUUAGUGAACAGCUGAUGUCCAAUAAAUCCCCAAAACAACUAAACAGUGGCACUGUUGUUAUUCAAGAGAUCCAUUCACCUAAAACAAUUGAUUCCAUGAACUUACCUGCUCCCUCCACAUCUGCGUCUUAUUUAUCGCCCAAGCAAUUGUUUCCUGUACCACGUUUAAAUACUAAAACUAGUAGUAGAGGAAGAAAAGCUACUAAAUCCACCUUCUUAACUUCAUCACCAUAUAAACUUGAUUUGAGCACAUCUAUUAGAAAAAAACAGGAAGCAGAAUCGUUGAAGAAGAAGAGAAAUUUUACAGAAGAGUUGGGAAAUACAAAGAAAAAACUAGGCACUAAGAAAACAUCUGCACCUAAAAGAAAAUUAGAAGGGAGAAAAAAUAAAAACGACAGAGAGAAGAAAUCUAAAUUAAAGAAAAAGAUAGAACUUAAAAAACAACCAACAAAAUAUACAACUCAAAAGAAAAGGAAACUGACGAGAACAACAAUAACUUCUUCUAGUUCUGAUGCUAGCGAUUACUCUGUGAACGACGAAACCGACGAAAGUCCAGACAGAAGCCAAAGUAAUGCCAAAUGUCUAUAUUGUAAUGGUCUCUUUUCUGAAGACAUUCGUGGAGAACAGUGGAUACAAUGUCCUGCUUGUAGCCAAUGGGCUCAUGAUGAAUGUGCUGGUGUAGAGGGUGUAGAAUUUCUUUGCGAGUUUUGUUCGAGUAAAUAAUCUUACUCCUACCUACUUAGUCCAAACUAACUUUAAGUUCCUAUUUGAUUCUUAAGACAUUAUGUUAAAUAUUAAAGACAAUUUGUUAAUCAUUGGAUAGGUAAUAUUAUCUAGUUUCAGGUGAUACUAAUAAAUCAAUAACACCUAAGUGGUAACUUUUCUCAGAUACAGGCACAUAUGAUAUGGUCCAUAUUGAAUACCCUUGGUCCAUAUUAAAAUCGCUGUGGUCCAAAUUGAACACCCAUUUUUGAAAUGUUAAGUUUUGCAUAUCUUUAUAAAAAAUAAUAAUUGUUAAACAAGUUCGUUUCUUUAUAUGAUUUCAUUUAAGUUUAUGAUAACAAAUAAGUUUCUUGACUGAUUAAAAUUAAAAAGACUGAUUUAGCUACAACUCUUUGAGUUUUAUUUAAAGAAAACCUUAUGGUAGUCCAUAUUUAGGGAACUUACUCUAUACCCACUUAAAUUGAUUUUAUUAGACUUAAGUAGUCAAAUUAAAAGACUCCAUAAAUGAUCACUUCCCUUUUUAAUUGGCACGAAAAAUUAAGAAAAAAGGGCCCUUCAUCGUAAUAAUUCACUUGAUAAGUACAGUGCCAACUUUUUCUCAUUUUUUAAAAUGUGAAUUCCAUUUAACUGGUUUUGUUAUGUUAAUUUUAUUAUGUUAGAGUACAUUGGACGAAAAUAAGAGUAAGUAAGUAAGUAUUAUAAAUAUAUCCCGGAUCAUAGAGCAACACGGACCUCGUGUAAUUCAUAUUGAAAACGUUUGACAUUAUUUAAUACUCUAAUAGACAGCUGGGUCAGCGAAGCUUACAAAUUCGUAAUAAGAAAUUUCGUCCAAAUCCAUAAAGUUGGUUCUUAACACGGAAUAGAUCUAUUCCGUGGUCCUUAAAGUAGAUAAGAGCGAGGGAAAAUAAAUCAACGAACUUUAUUUAACCUUUCUUCUCAAUCGAAGUGUUUCUAUUAGAUAGUUAAUUUCCUUCCGCUCUCUACUCGUCUUUCAAUCACUCUAAUAUUGGCCCAAUUCAAACCUACUCUGCUAAUUUAAACUACACAAUGGAAUGUUUUCAGGGCGGAAACCGGAGUAGCAUGAUAAGUGGUUCACCAAGAUAAAUCUUGAAUACGACUAAC